CAGAGCUCCGCGCCGGUGGGAGGAGACGGGGUGCGGCGGGGGACCGACGCGGCAACCUCGGCACGGCAACCCCUGCCCGCCUGCCCCAGCCACCGCUGGGGGCGCUAGCGCCCAGGCGCGUGGCGCCGCCAGGCACUGUCGGAGGUAAAGCCCGAGCUGGCGUGUACUGCAGCCGCACGGGGACCGGCGGCCGGGAACGGAGAUCUGCGCCCCGCUCCCUACCGGGGACGCGGGAAUGAGAAGCGGGGCGCCGUGCCGGUGACGUGCAGCUCCGGAGCUCCGCCCGCAGGCCGGUGCCGGGUGCCGACGGGGCUGCCUGCGCUCUUCCUGGCGGCCGGCGGGUAUUUGCACGUCGCUCCCCAGAACACACUUACCUCCGCGCAGCGACCUGAAGGCUCAGGGUCCACCGGAACGGUUCUACCCCGCAACGUGCCGGGCCCCGCCAGCUGGCCCUCCCGUGGGAGAAGCUGGUACCGCGCCGCCUGUACUCUGGAGAGGCGGAAAUCCAGCGCGGGCUUUGCGGGAAGCUGAAGGAGUGGCGGCGACCUGCCGGCGAGGAGAUGUCCCUGAAUCCGCGCCUCAGCCGCAGCCUGCAUGCCCGCCCUGGGUGGAGCGGUCUUCUUUGUCGAGCCGGGACCUGCUCUCCUUUCUCGUUCAAGCAGAAGAGGAGCUAGCGAGGAAAUAAAAACAAGCUCGAGUUAAUGUUUGAGAAGUUCGGGUGCAGGAGAGUCUGGAAUUUGGGGCUUCUUGGAGAAUCCAUAGAAAAUGCAAAACGAAAUAAUAAAGCCUGCUAAAUACUUCUCAGAAGUGGAGAAGAGUGUGCUGCUUGCCUUAGUUGAAAAAUACAAAUACGUGCUGGAGUGUAAAAAAAGCGACGCAAGAACUAUCGCUCUGAAACAACGUACCUGGCAAGCUCUAGCUCAUGAGUAUAAUUCACAGCCCAGCGUGUCACUGAGAGACUUCAAACAGUUAAAGAAAUGCUGGGAAAAUAUCAAGGCACGGACAAAAAAGAUAAUGGCACAUGAGAGGCGGGAGAAGGUAAAAAGAAGUAUUAGUCCACUUAUAAAUACUCACAUCAUAGGGAAAGAGAAGAUUGCCAGCAUAAUGCCUGAGCAAAUGUACUUUUUGCAGAGCCCACCAGAAGAAGAUUCUGAAUAUCAGCCUGAUGCUUCUAGUCAAGAGCCAUUUGUUGUCUCAAAUAGAGAACUUUGUGAUGAAGAGAAAGAGCUGGUACAUUUCCCAGUAUGUGAAGGAACAUCCCAACCUGAGCCUUCAUGUUCCGAUGUGAGAAUAGCAGCGGAUAAGAACUACAGGAGUAAAGCAUCUCAGGAAAGUGCUCUGAAAAAGAUGCAUGAGGAGGAACAUCAUCAGCAAAUGUCAAUUUUGCAACUGCAAUUAAUCCAAAUGAAUGAAGUUCAUGUGGCAAAAAUACAGCAAAUAGAAAGAGAGUGUGAGAUGGCUGAAGAAGAACACAGGAUAAAAAUGGAAGUGCUAAAUAAAAAGAAAAUGUAUUGGGAGAGAAAACUGCAGACCAUCACGAAAGAAUGGCCUGUAUCAUCCUUUAACAGACCCUUUCCUAAUUCCCCUUAGAACAUAAAAAGGCAGAGAGUCAGUCUGAGUGAGCACAUUUAUGAGUAACAUGCACUGGAAAGAGGGUGUUUUAAUGUGAAUGUACAGUGCCAGUAUAGGUGCCUGGCUGAUAGUGAACACACCUUGAUUUUUAAUGUAUAGGGAAACAGUGGUAGAGUACACCCAGGGGGAAAUGCUAUUUGUAUGUACUUCUGAUUUAGCUCUCAAACAUGUACAGGGUUCUAAAAUGUGAACAUAUCUUCCCCUCUCAGGAUACCCUAACAUCCUUUUGAAAUUUAAGGUAUUCCAGGUAUUUUUACAUUGGGUGUUCUUAAGAAAUUAGCUUUAAACAUCAGUUUACAGUGUUUAUUUUGAUUUCUAUCUCUUUUUAUUGCUAUUUCCCAAAUGAAGGCAAGGGUUGGAGUCACUCUCUGUUACUGAGACAAAAGCAGGUUGACAGGUAUUGGUUGGAUUGUUAUACUGGGGCUUAGGAAAAAACCCUUGCCUCUAGUUAAUACAGUUCAUAACUAGUUCUUCAUAGACAGUGUGAAAAUGAAGGAAGUAGCAAAAGGACCACUGUAGUACCUGGGCCCUUUGCUCCUGAAGAACAGUGAUAUUUUCCAGGUGGCUGGCUGACUGAGAGAGUGGUUAUGGACUGGCCCUUCAGUUGUUUGAGCCUUGACCCUUAAGAAGGUGGAAAGAAGGUGACUUCUUCCUCUAAAGCCAUUGUGUCCAGGCCCAUCUUUUAUUUAAGCACAAUACCAAAAUGAGAGGGUCACCUGCUGCUGCCAGUGCCAUGUGCUGCUCACCUGGAGUCAUUAUGAGGGGAAGAGCUUUUUAAUAAUUCACAAAGCUCUUACAAUAUAGUGAGCCAGCCAGUCCUCUGACAAAUUCUCCUUCCUUUUCCUUAUGCAAUACUUGAUGAUGUAGCAGCUAGCUUGUGCAUUUCAACGUUUCCCUAGCUAGAAGAAAAGAUCAAGACUUGCUCUCUUUUCCUUCACAUAGGGUGGGAAGCAGUUCCAGGGAAUUGUUCCUGUCUUGGAGCAUUGUUUUUUUAGUUCUGUCCUGUGUUACGGUGAUGUGUUUCUUGCCUUUGCUGUCAGUGAGGGGUGAUUGACAUGAUUUGUAUGAAAGCAUUUAUAUGAAGGUCCCCACAGAGUUUGGGAGUCCAGAACAGUAGAUGUUAGGAAAGCACAAAUAAUGAUAAUGUUUCCCCAAUCAAUUGCUUAGUGCAAGGGUUAAGAAAACAUGAAAUACAGAACUCUGCAAAGAUUCAUGAGAAUUUCGGCUAUGUGAAAAGCUGUUUUGUGGGAAGAUGUACAACUGUUGUUGGAAGCAGUGAGAAAAAUUAACAAACCCAUGAAUUUUCAUUGAAAAAAAAAAUGAGUAUACAGUUAUUCAAUAAAGUAUUUUCAGGUCAUGCUUUGUGAGGACAAGUCCAUACAAUGAGCAACAUA
This is a messenger RNA of Dryobates pubescens (Downy woodpecker), 3026 nucleotides long. It is a transcript of the gene MSANTD3, whose product is annotated as Myb/SANT DNA binding domain containing 3. NCBI's taxonomy places the organism in Eukaryota, Metazoa, Chordata, Aves, Piciformes, Picidae. The record is from RefSeq and is a predicted model, not a curated record. Bases 766 to 1590 code for a protein of 274 amino acids. The transcript is spliced from 4 exons.